Spea bombifrons (plains spadefoot toad) is the source of this 5425-nucleotide messenger RNA. It is a transcript of the gene PCDH10, whose product is annotated as protocadherin 10. Gene Ontology annotation, biological process: homophilic cell-cell adhesion. Gene Ontology annotation, cellular component: plasma membrane. The record is from RefSeq and is a predicted model, not a curated record. Lineage: Eukaryota; Metazoa; Chordata; Amphibia; Anura; Pelobatidae. The transcript has 5 exons. Gene Ontology annotation, molecular function: calcium ion binding. The coding region runs from base 620 to 3646 and encodes 1008 amino acids.
UGCGCAAAAACAGAUAAGCUGGGAGCUGGGAGCUCAGACACUGCCAGCAGAGAUCAUAAGAAGUAGAGUAGGGUAAAAGAAGCCAGCUAUAUAAUAUUGAUGUACCAAAAUAAAAAGUCAGAACACAUAGGACAACAUCAUUGGAGUCCUUGGAGGUUGGAUGCUAAGGAAAUAAAGUGAAGGCUCAAAUAAGUACAAGAAGCUUUUUCUUUUUUUAUACAUUGUUUGGUCUUUCUACAAUUGCAAAGCAAGGUACAUUUUUUUAAUGUAGCCUGAUGCUUGUCAAUAAUUGAAAUCGGUGCAUCUGUACCAGAACCACCAUGUGCAGUGGAUCUAACACCCUGUGUGACUUGGACGGUGAAAAGACAAUCUUAAAAGAAUAAGACCGGACUACUUACUUGGGAUUUAACGUUUGCAAAAGGACAGCGGAAUAAAAAGGGGAUUGUAUUGAAUCUCAUGGUGACUGCAAAGAAUCCUGAUGAGGGGAUGCCUGACUUCAUUUGCUAUAGUGUGAGCCACUGAUGGAGACCUAUGUGUUGAAGGAAUAAUACAAGUGCACUUUUUUACAUACAUAUUAUUUGUUACAUUUUUGACUUUUUUUAACAUUUCAUUUUUGGAGAUGAUUGUGUUAUUUUUAUUGGUGUGCAUUGUGGAUGGGCUGCUUUCACAGCUUUCCUAUAAGGUGCAAGAGGAGAGGGACCAUGGCACUUUCGUGGGGAAUAUCGCCGAGGAUUUGGGCUUGGACAUUACAAAACUCUCCAGUCGUAGGUUUCAGUCUGCACCCAACUCCAGGAGCCCUUAUCUGGAGCUGAACCUAGAGAAUGGGGUGUUGUAUGUGAACGAGAAGAUUGACAGGGAACAUAUCUGUAAGCAGAGCCCAUCCUGCCUUUUGCACCUAGAGGUCUUUUUGGAGAACCCCUUGGAGUUCUUCCGAGUGGAGAUCGAGGUGCUGGACAUCAAUGAUAACACCCCAGCUUUUCCAGAGACCGACAUUCAGGUGGAGAUUUCGGAGAGCGCUACCCCCGGGACCCGCUUCCCGCUGGAGAGUGCCUUUGACCCAGACGUGGGCAACAAUUCCCUGCGCACGUAUGAGAUGACCACCAACAGCUACUUCACCCUGGACGUGCAAACUCAGGGAGAUGGCAUCAAGGUGGCCGAGCUGGUGCUGAAGAAGCCGCUAGACAGAGAACAGCAAGCCCUCCACAGGUAUGUGCUGACUGCUGUGGAUGGGGGUAUCCCUCAGAGGACAGGCACCGCUCUGCUGUCCAUUAAAGUGCUGGACUCAAAUGACAAUGUGCCUGUCUUUGAUCAACCGGUAUAUACCGUGUCCCUGCCCGAGAACUCGCCCCCUGGCACCCUGGUCAUCCAGCUCAAUGCCACCGACCAGGAUGAAGGUCAAAACGGGGAGGUGGUGUAUUCCUUUAGCAGCCACAACUCUCCAAGAGUCCGGGAGAUCUUCAGCAUAGACCCCAGGACGGGUCGAAUGGAGAUCACCGGAGAGCUAGACUACGAGGAAAGCAGCAUGUACCAGGUGUAUGUCCAAGCCAAAGACAUGGGGCCAAACGCGGUGCCCGCUCACUGCAAGGUGCUGGUGAAGGUGCUGGAUCUGAAUGACAACCCGCCGGAGAUCAGCUUCAGCACGGUGAAGGAGGCGGUGAGUGAGGGCGCUCCCCCGGGCACGGUAGUUGCUCUGUUUAGCGUGACAGACAGGGAUUCGGAAGAGAACGGGCAGAUACACUGCGAGAUAUUGGGAGACGUGCCAUUCCGGCUUAAACUGUCUUACAAGAACUACUACACCAUAGUGACAGAUGCGACCUUGGACCGGGAACUGGUGGCUUCCUACACGGUGACAGUGCUGGCCAGGGAUAGAGGCACCCCGCCCCUCAGCUCCACCAAGUCUAUACAGGUGCAAGUAGCCGAUGUGAAUGAUAACGCGCCCCGUUUCACGCAGGCGAUUUAUAAUGUGCCGGUGAUCGAGAAUAACGUGCCAGGGGCUUACAUCUCCGCCGUUAGCGCCACCGACAAGGACGAGGAAGAGAAUGCUGAAAUCACAUACCACAUUCUAGAGUGUGACAUCCAGGGCAUGUCAGUCUUCACCUAUGUGUCCAUCAAUUCCGAGAAUGGCUACCUUUACGCCCUGCGUACGUUCGACUACGAACAGAUAAAGGACUUCAGUUUCAUGGUGGAGGCCAGGGAUGGUGGCACCCCACCUCUAUCCAGUAAUGCCACCGUCAAUAUCAUCAUAAUGGACCAGAAUGACAACGCACCUUCUAUAGUGUCUCCCCAAGGCAGAAACGGAACGGCCAAAGAGCUCUUGCCAAGAUCUGCCGAGCCAGGCUACCUGUUCACCCGGGUAGUUGCCGUUGAUUUGGACGAGGGUGAAAAUGCAAGGUUAACCUAUAGUAUAUUGAGGGGCAAUGACAUGAGCUUGUUUCGUAUGGACUGGAGGACUGGGGAACUAAGGACAGCACGAAAGGUGACAACCAAGAGGGAUCCUCACAGACCUUUUGAAUUAGUAGUGGAGGUUAGGGACCACGGACAGCCACCUCUGUCAUCCACUGCCCUAAUUCAGGUCCAGAUUGUGGACAGUUCAGUGGAAAGACAGGGGGGAGACCAGCGGCCCAGCCGCUCCAAUGACACAGCUUUGGACCUCACUCUCAUCCUCAUCAUUGCUCUGGGCUCAGUCUCUUUUAUCUUCCUGCUGGCCAUGAUUGUGCUGGCCAUCAGGUGUCAGAAAGAGAAGAAACUGAACAUCUACAGCUGCUUAGCAAGUGACUGUUGUUUGUGCUGCUGCUCGUGCUGUAGCAGGCAAGCCAGGGCACGAAAGAAGAAGCUCAGUAAGUCGGACAUCAUGUUAGUCCAAAGCUCCAACGUGCCCAGCGCUACCCAAGUGCCAGUAGAGGAAUCUGGGAGUUUCGGGUCUCACCAUCAUAAUCAAAAUUACUGCUACCAGGUAUGCCUGACCCCAGAAUCUGCCAAAACUGACCUGAUGUUUCUUAAGCCUUGUAGCCCAUCCAGAAGCACGGACACGGAGCACAACCCUUGUGGGGCUAUAGUAACAGGGUACGCUGACCAGCAGCCAGAUAUCAUCUCCAACGGCAGUAUUUUAUCCAGUGAGAAUAAACACCAACGCACAGAACUCAGUUAUCUAGUUGACAGACCACGACGAGUAAACAGUUCUGCAUUCCAGGAAGCAGACAUAGUAAGCUCUAAGGAUAGUGGGCACGGAGACAGUGAGCAAGGAGACAGUGAUCAUGACGCCACUAAUCGAGGUCAAUCCUCUGGUGCUGAUUUAUUUUCUAACUGCACAGAGGAAUGCAAAGCUCUUGGCCACUCAGACCGCUGCUGGAUGCCUUCUUUUGUGCCCUCUGCCGAUGGCCGCCAGGCAGCGGACUACCGCAGUAACCUCCAUGUGCCUGGCAUGGACUCAGUUCCGGACACUGAGGUGUUCGAAGCACCUGAAGUGCAGCCAGGAGGGGAGAGAUCAUUUUCUACCUUUGGCAAAGAGAAGGCAUUACAAGGGCUGGCAGGGGUUGGCAAUGGAAAUGGAGGCAGUAUGCAGGACAGGAAGGAGCUGGAUGGCCUGCUGUCUGGCACCAGAGCACCUUACAAGCCUCCCUAUCUGACACGGAAAAGGAUAUGCUAGUCAAAUCUACAGGACUUACCUGAAGCAGCAUGAUUUGCACAAGUUGAACAACAAAAGCAUCAACUUUUCAACUUCAUUAUCUUGGCCAUCUAGUUUGGUACUACCGAAGGAUUAUUAGUCUGCUGCUGAAGACAUGGCCAAUAAUAGGACCUUACUGCUCUCAGCAGGCCUGAGAAAUGAGUUGAAAUGUGAAGAACUGUAGAAACUGGGGAGGCAGAUGAUCUUGCCUCCAUUUUCAGUGUGUGCCUGUUUACAGCACUAUAUAUCUUUCUCCAAAAUGUCACUGAGCCCUUUAGAUGUUUAUAUUCACCACAAGAAGCCAAUCGUACAAAUAGAACGUGCAUUAUUAAUGCAAUACCACUGUUUUAAACUUGACUGUUUUAUAUUAUUUUUGUGUGAUCGAGUGUUUCCCAAACUAUCCAAACUUUACAAGACCGAUUGUGAUCAUGUUCUUUUCACCAGUGGGUCAUGAAAAUGUUGUUUAUCUGAAGACCCAAAUAAUAUCAAAGACAUUCUGUAGUUUAUACACCGUGUUGCAAAGUGUUUACUGUACUAUUUCAAAGCUUCUAAAUAAAUAUAAAGUAUAUAUAUAUAUAUUAUAUAAUUUUCUGAAAGAAGUGGUACAAGUUAGUUGAUAUAUAAAUAAAUUCAUACAGCCCAUGGUAUAAACACAAACAAACAAUUCAGGUCCUAAAUAAUUUAUUGUUACAAUAAUUCUUUAAUGUUUCGUAAUGAAAAAAAUUGGACCAAUUACUGUUCACCCUAUUAAAAAGCUGUAAGCUACAUCAAUUUGUACGGAACUUUCAAUACCAAAGAUGCAGCUUUCAAGUUUGAGCACUAUUACCUACCAAGGCAUAUUUCGAUCUUCCUUAUUUUAACUCUGUGGCUUUUCAUUUUACAAAUGCAUUUUAUAAAACAAAAAUAAAUCGAUCUGUAUAUGUUGCUAAAACCCAACACUGGAUACUCUGUACAGUUUGAAAUUGUAAAAUAUGUAUCUGAAGAUUACUAUUUUGAAAGAUUAGCCCCGAAUCAUGUAACUUAACAUGUAUCUUUCUCUAGCAUAGUUUUGUGGAGACUUGAAACUAUAUAUAUAUAUUCUAAUCCUGCCUAGAAAUGUUUUUUAAUAGACAAUUCAUGAAACACAGUGUUUUUCAACUCAUUUUUUACACAGUAAGAUUUAACAUUUAGGACCAUGUCACAUAAUUAAACACAUGAAUAUUAUCUGUGUCUAUGAUAAUAUUUUUUCAUGAUUUCAAUUGUACUAUAUAUAUAAGCAUAUGAAGAGUAUAAUAUGUUUUAUUAAAAAAAAAAGAAAAUCAAAACAAGUGGCUCAUAAGGACAAUCAUUCUAAGUUACUUCCAUGUUUGAAAAUGUCAUCGUUAUUAUUAAGACUCAUUUGCAUAAUUUUAAAUGAAGUUAUUUUUAUUUAUUUUUUCAUAUUUCAAUGUGUACUUAGUAAAUUUUUUUUGUUGUCAAUUUGUCGUCUUUAUUAUGUGUAAAAAAAUGAACAAUUUGAUAAAUGAAUCAUAUGUCAUUUACAUCAUAUACAUAAUAUAUAUUUUUUAAGAUCAACAAUUUCUUGAACUCUUGACUUUGUUGUCAUGUAGACCUUCGAGGCUGCUAUGUAGAUGUAUUCUGGUUAACGUUUACUUGACAAAUAAUUGAAACCAUACUUUGGAUACAUUAACUGAUAAACUCCAAAAGAAAGGAUGGAAUAAAUGAUUAGAUAUACUGAAAUCAGAUUUACCCAUACCCUGCAAAAAAAAAAAUGAGAUAAAA